Molecule: messenger RNA, 847 nt
Organism: Dicrocoelium dendriticum
Lineage: Eukaryota; Metazoa; Platyhelminthes; Trematoda; Plagiorchiida; Dicrocoeliidae
Source: the annotation of a GenBank genome assembly
AUGACCGCUGGCGCGCUGUUUUCAGAAUUAACUGAUGAUACUUCCGCAGUCGAGGUAGCACCCCCAUCAAUCCCAUCCGGCGAAGCGAUUCCAAAGGCAUCGGUUGGCACCUUCACUUACCCUGUGUUACAAGCAGCUGAUAUCCUGUUGUACGGCGCCAAUCUGGUCCCUGUUGGAAGCGAUCAAACGGCCCAUAUCGAGUUGGCUCGUGAUUUGGUACGAGCCACCACUUUUCGAUGGCCUUCGCUGGCCUCCAUCUUGCAAAUGCCUGCAAGUGCAUCGCUUGGUGUCCCCAAGAUCAAUAGUCUUCGUGAUCCGUCUAAAAAGAUGAGCAAGUCCGAUGCCACGGACUCUGCCAUCAUUUACAUCACGGACCCACCAGAUGUGAUUCGUUCGAAAGUGAAGCGUGCGGUAACGGACUCCCAACCGGGUCUUAGCUACGAUCCCGAUCAAAGGCCUGGGUUGUCUAACUUGCUGCGCAUUUUGGCUGCUAUUCAGAAUUGUGCCGUGGAAGAGAUUCUCAGCCAAGCCUCCAAAUGGACCAAGGAGGUGCUCAAGCGUCGUGUGACCGAUGCACUGGUCGAAGAGCUAGAUCCACUUCGUACUCGCAUCGCGGAUCUCAAAAGCACCACUGAGGGAAGGCGUACGAUUUCACAAGUACUACAGGAUGGUUCCGCUGUUGCGAACACUCUUGCUCGGGAGAGGCUACGUCUUAUCUAUUCGGCAAUCGGUUGCUCAAUCCCUUCUCUUGAAAUUCAUUCAUCGACUGAUCGAAUGGACCCCACUGAACAGACAUCAUUUUUGUCCAGUUAACCACUUUGUAUAUUUAUGUAAUAAUUUCAGCUGC